AUGUCAAAUAGCCUUGAAUCACUUCCUCAGACAUCUUACUUAAGUCUGGCCAGGAAUUUGGUUGGAUGUAAUGAUUGGAUUCAGAUCUCGCGCUUAUGCGCCCUGUGCUUGCCAAAUGAUUUUAAGACAGGUUUCAUCCUUGAUGGUGAUCGACAAUGUGCUCUUUUCAUUGAUAAGAUUUUGCCGUUAUUAUUGAGUGCUCAAAAGGUGCUUGUAAAGUGUUCUAUGCCUUCCACAGAGAUUCAGUCAAAAAAAUCUGAGCGUUUGCCCGAUGCGGAGUGCUUUGCAUUUUGCCUAUCAAGUACACUUACGCAGGUGGCCGUCCGUUACCCACCAUCUUUUGAUAAGAUUAUAACGACAAUUUUGGAAUCCGCUCAAAGUUUAAUCUCAGCUCUCGAAGACAACUAUCAACAGUUAAUUGAACCUUUCCAAACUUUGACGAAUUUGAUUCUUCAAAAAAUCGGUGGCGUUUCUCCUGUGCCAACGCCUGAAUCUUCUUUGUUGAAUAGCGCUCAAUGGGCUUGCAUUGAUCGCGUGUGUCUGUUCCUGGCGCCUUCUCUGUUGGGUCUUUUGCGCGGACUUGGCCGGGCAUUCAAUCCUAGCAGUUGUUAUCCCAGUAUUGUCUCGGCUCUCUUCCCAUCCACAUCGGUCCUAAGCAAUCCUCAAUCAACCUGCGAGGCCUGUGGUAAGCUUCGACCAACAGAAGAGGGGGAUGCUCUGGAAGAAGAGGCAUCAAUCUCGGAGACCGUUUGUUCGGCCGGAAAGCGGUGUUCCUUCACCCACAGGAAUGGUGCUGCAUCCUGUGUGGGGAGCGGUCGUUGCUGGUUAAGUUGUAAGGGCAGUGAAUAUCUGCUGUGCAGUAUCGGUUCCGUCUACGGUAGUCGAUUGCCUCACCGAGCUGUCCUCAAUCCUGAUGAGGAGGACGACUGUGCAGAUCUCGAUAUGGUUACUUUUUCGACUAGUCAUAUGAAAGCCAUUCUGAAGAUGGCCACGGUUUUUCUUCAAGAACGUCUUAUUAAAUGGCUUGACGCAUUAGCAGCCCUUUUCUGGCAGCAUCGCCAGCGAGGAAGCGCUUAUCCCUAUCGCUCUUUUAGCAGUUGUUUUCGGCUCUGCUACCUCCUUCUUUUCCGUGAUAUUUUACGAAAUAAGAAACAAAAAUUUACCGAAAAAUUAGUGUCUACUGUUCAAUCGAUAAUUGAGGAUAUUUACUCCACGUGCUACGUUGAGCAGGUAAAUUUGCCUGCUGAAAUAGCAUCCCAAGUGGCUCGACGUUCAGCAACCUUGGCCCAUCCUCGGGAUAUAUAUCGGGGAUGGGGUCCCGAAGGUUCUCUUAAGGCCUCAUUAGGUACUCGGCACCCACUAUCACCUGGUACGGAUGAGGGAGUUGACGAGAGCACUUUAGCGAUACUCGACUCCUCCUUUCCGCGCAAUGAUCAGACUCUCAUAGAUGAUGGUUGCAGUCACAAGCAACCAAGCAAUAAUGAGACUGGCGAAGCUGCCUACCAGUCGCGGAGAGAUAUCAGGCGGAGCUUCUUCCUGCCUGAAUAUUAUUCCACUGACGGCACCAAGGACGUGCUUCUCCCGACCGUUCGUCUGCAACAGUCAUCCACUCCUCUGCGCCUCGAUCCGGAUAUGGUGGCUGCAAAAAUGUUUGACUUUGAGCUGGUCACUGCUUCUCUUGCGGCCUGCCUUCAAAUACUUACUCAAAUUGCCACUGAAUACAAGGAUGCGGAAAGUCUGCUGAACCGUCUAACAGAGCGAAUGAAAUCGGCGAUCGAUCCACCAGCUGCAGUAUUAACGCCGACGACUCCGGGGUCUUUCUCACCCUCGCCGUACGAAACAGUUCGAAAUGGUGGCACUCUGCAUGGCGAGUUGAGCAAUCAUUACCGCGCCUACCGCCAGCAGCAGUCGAACGCGCACGCUGGUCUACUCGUCGUGGUGCUUGAAUGUGUGGGCCGACUGCCCCAGCACACUCCCUACCUCUCCAAAACUGCACUAGACUGCCUUAGUGAAUUCCUCCUCUAUCCAAGUCCCACUCUGAGCAAACUCAACCGCAGCGUAUAUCGUAACAUAAGUAGUCGAAGGUCAAAUGCGUCUGCCAGCAUCAAGACCAGAACUGCAACUUUGGAACAGACUGGACACAGCAGACGUCCUCAUCGAGCCCAAAGACUCCUGGAUAAAAUUCGCGGGACAGCAAUUCAGAGUCUUUGCCGAGUGUUGCUUACAAACCAGAGCUAUGUGGAUAGUCUCUUGGCGGAGCUUUCACGGAAGUUAUACAACGCUACCACUGAAAGUGAUAGGGACACGGAUUUAAUCUACCAAAAUGUAAUCCUCACCCUCGGUUGGAUGGGUGUAGAGUUGGCCAAUGUUCCUAACACGCAGGACCAAGUUCUGCAACUCAUUCAACAGUGUCUUGAAAUUUCAAGUGUUUCUCUCGAGCUCACUGAAAAAAUUACUGAUCAGUGUAGUUGUAUGGUAAUUGCUGGAUGUCCUACCGUCUACCACCAGAUCAUGGCGCUCUUCAUGGAUCGCAGUGUCAAAUCGGCCAAACUCUGCCUCUCCUCUGGUCCCAUUCCUGACCCUGAGAAUGAACGUAUGUUUGUUAGCGUCAUCAAUGGACUGGCUAACAUGGCCGCCUGGAUUCAGGGUGAGGCGGAACUGCUCGAUUUACUCGGUCGUCUACUGGAGCACUUUGUUCAGCUCGACGUAGAGCUACGAAUAGAUCUAAAGAAUAGGGAGACUGUCUCUACAUCUUACUGCACAGACUAUCUCAUUCCAGUUAUCGCCGUGCUCCUCUAUCGGUUGCCACCGAUAACCAACCCGAAGGUUCGUCUGAGGAAACUUUUUCGGGACUUUUGGUUUUACAGUGUAGGGCGUGAUAUCAUCCAAUCGAAUUCCAGCGCCCGGAAUUUGGAUUUGAGUUUUCGUGAGAUAGCCGCCAAAUCCCCAACGCUACUCAGCAGGGAACCUCUUCGUUCCGAUUUACAGUACGCCGAGUCUAAAGUCAUGAAUCAGGCAACUCAGCAAAAUUUAAGGGACCAACUCUGCGCCAUUCUCGCUCCAACCGCGAAGUCUGGGGGUUCGGACAGACCUACCGCCACCAGUAUUAAACUGAUGAGCAUCACCCAGUCUGCCUACCUGAUGUCUGUCUACCAGUUGGAGUCGCUUCGAAUUGAACAUUCCAGUGACUUAGAUGCCUUCCACAAAAUGUUCCAGUACCUCGAAGACAGCACAAUUCGAGCGGAUAAAUCAGAUAUGUGGGCUUGUAUUAUGCAAGUGGCUGUGCGGAUCUUUCAACGUCUGCUCCAACGCUUAAGCAAUAUGCCAAUGGACGUCAAACGGGAGGCGAUUGUCGAUAUGCAUGCCCAGUUUCUCCUGGUAAAAUUCAACCAUAUUCAGAAGGGUGUCCGCAUUGUUGCUGAUCAGUUUUUGAGUGAUCUGGCAAGAGCAUUUCCCCACGUUAUGUGGAGCGGAAGUGUUUUGUUCACCAUGCUUGAUAUUAUCGAGCUAUUGGCUCAAUCCCUGGAAAUCGGUAUGAACCAAGUGCCACCUGUGUACACCGUUCCCGACACCAACUUCGUCCUCUCUGUUAUGGAGACGCGUCAGGAUCGGCAACAAAUCCUCUCCGAUUUCGUAAAGCGCUGCACCUCGGUCAUUGAGGAAGGUCUCAAGUGGGCCCCCGGAUUGGUGCGAUCGCACCUCGCCGAGUACGCUUUGCAGCGGGAGCACUCCUGGCAGGGUCUUCAGCGCCACACCGGCCUCGCUCUCGCAUCCGAAAUAGUUUUUAAUUUCAACGGGCCUCCUAGUCGUGUCAUUCAUCACUUUAUGGUCAGCCGUUUAGUCUACUUUCUUAUCUGCUCUUCUCUUGGAGUGCUAGAAAAACGAUCUAACUACGCAAGAUACGACUACUCAAACUUCGUGUGCAAUUUAACUUUGCGAAGCAAAUUCCUUGGUCAGAUCAAUGGAUUGUUGAAAAAAAAAUUUGAUUUAGAUCGUAUUGCUACAGAUGCCAUUCAGGAAUUUGAGGAUGCCUGCAACAAAGCUAAGGAACAUGGUGACACGUUGAACUCUAAAAGCACUGAAUUCGAGGCUAUAGAAGCGAGCCUUUUUACGAUCACUGCUCUCCUGGUGGCGCGUGAGGAACAGCCACCGUCCUCUAAAGCCAACUGCCGCGAUGAUGUCACGGGGACGGACACUGGGAUGUGCUCCUGUACCGCAGCUUUCAUCAGCGGAAUGCAACGGAAUCAAGCGUUUGUCAUUCAGGGUGUGAUGGUGAGGCGUCUUCUGCAGCAGCUCUGUCGGGCACCACUGAAGAUCUUCGAUCCAGCUAUGGUUGAACUCUCCAUCUCUUGUUGGUACUGGCUUUUAGCGGCUCGUACACAUCUUAAAUUACAGUUUACAAGCGAAAUGAAUGCCGCGUGGAAGUAUACGGUGGAUCAAGGGAUGGGUGCGUUCUCCGAUGAGGCAGACGGCUUAGAUAGGGAUAGUUCUUUCAUAAUUGUCUCCGAUUGGGACACAUCAUUAUCUGGAAGGACUUAUGCUUUGCCUCAUUGCCUCUGGGCUGAUUUUCUUUCCGAACGCUUAUAUGUAGCUCAAUCAUCAAGUCAGGAGGAGGUGAAGCUCUACAUUAGCCUUCUUCAGUAUAGCCUUUCUGGGGAAGUCGAUUACUUAGCUCGUAGUAGGACCAAUGGAGUUGGAACUGAUGUCAACAAAGUGGCGAAUCCGGUACGUGCACGUCUAUCGCGCUCCAUGACAGCAAUGGGUGUUCGUUUUCGCCUUGCGAAGAUGGCUCUUGGUUUGCUUCACAGUGCUGCAACUGCAUAUACCUAUCAAUCCGACGUGGCAGACAAUUUAUCCACCGGUAGUGGUACCACCGGUGUCGGUGGCGUAGUUUCAGCAAAUGUAUCCCCCACUGCUAUGGUGGGCGUGGGACAAACAGGAAUAGCUGCCUCCUCUAUGGGGACUGCAACAACCGUAAUAGGUGGUGGGAGCUGGACAGCUUCGAAAGCGACUCCUGUGCAUGCCGCUCUCACUUUACCACCGAUUGUGAGAUUGUCACUCCGGGAAAAAGUGUACUCGACUCUAAUAAACUAUUUCAGUUCAGAGCCAUCGUACCCUCUCCAAACCGGCAUUCAUCUUCGAGACGAUAUCCAAGUUUUGAUAGGCAUCCGCAGCGCCAUUAAUAUGGAACGUCGUUAUCUUUCCUGUCGUCGCUUGAUGCGUGAAGAGGCCGAAGCUCUAACGCAGACCUCGGUUCACGGCGGUGCAUUCGGAAGUUCAGAUGUGAGCCCUCCGAUAUCCACGCUCAAUCGCCACGACACAAAUACUAUGACGACCACGAGCGUUAUUCUGCCAGCUGGACACGCUGUUGUCACUAGGUGUUCGAGCUUUCACACGCCUACACCCCUUACUCAAUUUGUACAGGCCUCUACCAGUCCGGUUCCUGUUGGCAGGUAUCGUUCCAGUGGACCCGCUCCCCAUGUGUCCACGAAUACUAACAACGAUGGGCCGGGUAAUGCUUUUUCCUCCUGCCCCUCGGGAAUGGGCAACAGUCUGAGUCAACUAAAAUCGUACGCAACAUAUGCAGGAACUGUCUCCCUCCUUUCCAAACGCUCUUCAACGCUAGGUAAACGAAUGGCAUCUUCACCAGUCAAUGAAGAGGCAAUAAAGUCCUUCUACAUGCAAAAACGGGAGCUUUUGCUACUUUUACUGGCCACGGAGAUAGAACGUCUGGUGGUGUGGUACAAUCCGCAGGGCAGUGCAGAACUCACUCUACCGGGUGAGUCGGAUGUGGAGGUCUGGCUGCGGAAGGAGCUACUGCGCGAGAAGAAUCCCGGCAACUGGGCCCAACUGGCCUGGGAAUUCUGUCCGGCUGCUGCCAUUUUCCUCCAGCGUCGGUUGCGUGGUUCAGAUCAGGUCCGAGAGGAAGUGAGUCGUCUAGUUCGCCAAUCGCCCACUCUGGUUUCUCACGUUCCCGCGGCUCUCCAGUACUUAGCCAAUCCCUCUAACAUCGAGGCCGAUAUUCCUGAGCUUUCACAUAUCCUUUCAUGGACCUCAGUGGCUCCAGUAACAGCCAUAUCCUACUUUUCACGCAUGUAUCCUCAGCACCCUCUCACACACCAGUACGCUGUCAGGGUUCUUGCCUCUUACCCGCCCGAGACCCUGCUCUUCUACGUGCCCCAGUUGGUCCAAGGCACUCGAUACGACAAGCUGGGCUACAUGUCCGAAUUCAUUUUGAGCUCUGCACAUCGUUCACCGCUGCUUGCACACCAAUUACUAUGGAACAUGAAAACUAACAUCUAUCGGGAUGAGGAGGGUCAUGAUAAGGAUCUCGAUAUUGGUUCGCACUUGGAGUGGAUGUCCGAAGAAAUAACCAAGCGUUUCUCGGGACCUGCACUUGAGUUCUUCAAACGCGAGUUCACGUUCUUUGAUCAGAUAACUGGUGUAUCUGGUGAAAUCCGACCGUAUCCAAAAGGCUCAGAGCGCAAGAAGGCCUGCUUGGAGGCCUUGGAAAAGAUAAAGCUUCAGCCAGGCUGCUACCUGCCCUCAAAUCCGGACGCGAUUGUUCUCGAAAUCGAUUACAAUUCGGGUACACCGAUGCAAUCUGCUGCCAAGGCGCCUUAUCUGGCCAAGUUUAAGGUUUCCAGAUGCGGCAUUACUCAGUUGGAGAAGACGGCUAUUCAGGCGGCGUCAGAGGCGGCCUCUGUCGCCGCAGUGUCAGCGUCCAAAGGCAGUCAAAGACCUACCACGGAGGCUCCUGCGCCUUCGCGAAAGGAUUCCCAUAUUUUCUCUCUUAGGAGUCCCUUUGCUCGGACUCGCCGACAAACAAGCACAACGAAUCAGCCAAACAUUGCUAAAGGAGGUGAAAAUACGUCCAAGAGCGAAAUAGUAAAUCUACACCAGCAACCUUCAUCCACUUACUGGCAAGCCUGUAUUUUCAAAGUGGGAGAUGACGUACGGCAGGAUAUUCUAGCGCUGCAGGUCAUCCGAAUAUUCCAAAACGUUUUCAACCAGUACGAGUUGGAAUUAUUCCUCUACCCUUAUCGCGUGGUCGCUACAGGUCCGGGUUCUGGCGUUAUUGAAUGUGUUCCCGAUAGUAAGUCACGUGACCAGAUUGGCCGUCAGACAGACAGUGGCAUGUACGACUAUUUUCAGAGUAUUUUCGGCGAUGAGACUACACCAGCAUUCCAACGAGCACGGAGGAACUUUGUUGUUAGUAUGGCAGCAUAUAGUGUAGUGUGCUACUUGUUGCAAAUAAAAGAUCGUCACAAUGGCAAUAUUAUGUUGGAUAAACAAGGCCAUAUAAUUCAUAUCGAUUUCGGCUUCAUGUUCGAGAGCAGCCCGGGCGGGAACCUGGGAUGGGAGCCAGAUAUUAAGUUGACUAAAGAGAUGUUGAUGAUAAUGGGCGGAACGACUGAUAGUCCGGCUUUCCAGUGGUUCGAGCAGCUCUCGGUGCGCGCCUUCCUAGCACUGCGGCCCUACCGCGAAGCGAUAGUGGCGCUGGUCUCAGCCAUGCUGGAUUCGGGACUGCCAUGCUUUCGAGGGCAGACGAUUAAACUGCUGCGCCAGCGCUUCAUGCCCAGCCUCUCUGACCGCGACGCUGGCAAUGCCUACAUCCGCCUCGUGCGCGCCUGCGUCGACCACUGGCGCGCCAAGUCUUAUGACAUGCUGCAGUACUACCAGAAUCAGAUUCCCUGCUAG
Molecule: messenger RNA, 7701 nt
Organism: Echinococcus granulosus
Lineage: Eukaryota; Metazoa; Platyhelminthes; Cestoda; Cyclophyllidea; Taeniidae
Product: Phosphatidylinositol 4-kinase alpha
Exons: 43
Coding region: 1-7701 (2566 amino acids)
Biological process (GO): phosphatidylinositol-mediated signaling; phosphatidylinositol phosphate biosynthetic process
Cellular component (GO): plasma membrane; cytoplasm
Molecular function (GO): 1-phosphatidylinositol 4-kinase activity
Source: RefSeq, a predicted model, not a curated record